AUGGGGAGCCCAGGGCGCGUGACGACGCCUCGUGCUUGGGAGCCGAGGUCGAAGCACUGCUCGGAGCUGGGGGAAGUGGCGGCUUACGUCCCCGACCUGCUUUUGUCUGAGGACUUGAAGCAGGAGAGCCGCUGCGUGGAGAACUUCCACGGCGUGCUCCUCUUCGCGGAUGUGUCCGGUUUCACUGCUCUGACGGAGAAGUUCAGUCAGAGCAUCAACCUGGACCAGGGCGCGGAUGAGAUGGCGCAGACCCUCAACCGGUACAUGGGGGACAUCCUGGAGGAGCUGCUGGCUUUUGGAGGGGACGUCCUCAAGUUCGCAGGGGACGCCGUGCUGGUGCUGUGGCGCGUUCGGCAGACGCAGCUGCGGGACACCGUCGGCCUGGUGCUGCAGUGCAGCCAGCAAAUCCAGGCCAAGCACGGCACCCGCGACACGGACGUGGGCCUGAAGCUCCGCCUGAAGAUAGGCAUCUCUGCAGGGCACAUGUCCUUGCUGACGGUCGGAGACAAACAGGAGCAGCGCUUCCUGAUCGUCGGCCAGGCCGUGGGGGACGUUUGGCAGGCCCAGAACCUCGCCAGCGCCGGCGACGUCAUCCUGUCCGCCGGCUGCUGGGAGCUCUGCAACCAGAGCAGGGUCAAGGCCAAGUGCCUCAAAGGCCAGAAGGCUGCUGUGAAGGUUACAGGCGUGGAACGGAUGUCUCUCUCCGAGCGGGAAGACAUCUCCUCCAAGGUCGCCCGAGCGCGGCUGAGCUCCUGCUCCACUCAGCAGCCAGGCGUCCUGAGGCCUGCCAUUACCCUGGCCCCUCGUCGUGCCCUGGGGAAGCUGCUGCGCAAGUACCUGCCAGCAACGGUGCUGAGGAAGCUCGACGACGGACAACCCCUGGAGUACUUGUCUGAGCUGCGGCCGGUCACCUGCCUCUUCGUCAAGCUGCAGUUUGCUGCCCGCGUCAACCUGACGCACAUCUUCAAGGCCAUCCAGGACAGCAGCGUGCUGAUGUCGGAGAUCCUCCGUCCGCACAAGGGCGAGAUCAACAAAAUCUCCAUGUUCGACAAAGGCUGCACGUUCCUGUGUGUGUUCGGACUGCCCGGACAGAAGGUGCCCUGCGAAAGCGUUCACGCCUUGGAAAGCGCCGUUAAAAUCUCCAGGGCGUGCUUGUCGAGGCCGCGGAAGAUCGAGGCGGUCUCCGUCGGGGUCACCAGCGGCACCGUGUUCUGCGGAGUCGUCGGCCAUCGCGUGAGGCACGAAUACACAGUCAUGGGCCAGAAGGUGAAUUUGGCAGCUCGGCUGAUGGAGCACUACCCCGGGGUAGUGUCGUGUGACGCCGCAACCUACGCCGCCUCCCGGCUGCCCCGCUCCUACUUCAGGGAGCUGCCGGAGGCCAAGAUGAAAGGGGUUGUCGAUCCUGGCACCGUCUACCAGUACCUGGGGAUCUCGGAGAAGCCGGUGCUCGGCACGGGUGUCCCGAAGGCGAGGUCCGAGUAUUCCCCGUUGCUCGGUCGGGAGAAGGAGCUCGCCCUCUUUGCAAGCCACCUGAACGCCUAUGUGGCUAGGAAAGAAAGCCACAUCCUGGCGUUUGAGGGCGCGAUAGGCUCCGGGAAGAGCCACCUCUUUAGUGAGCUGGCCUGCUUAGGGCAGGCCGCUGGGCACAGGGUAGUGGCUGUGGAGCUGACGGAGCUAAACCAGCGGCAGGUCUUCUCGGCCGUGCACAUGGUGCUGGCCAUGGCCAUGGGCCUCCAGGCCUGUAAAUCCUGCAGCGCGAGACAGCUCGUCCUGCAGGAAAAGCUCCGAGGGCUCAUGGAAGAGAGCAGCUACUGCCUGCUCAAUGUGCCCUUCCUGGUUAAGUUCCCACUGUCGGAGCAGGUGUCCAAGAUGAGCGGUGCUCAGAGGACAGUGGAGUUGGAGUCGAUCUUCAAGAAAGUGCUGCAGAAGACCGUUGAAGAAGACGUUGCCCUGUUUUUCAUCGACAACGCGCAGUACAUCGAUCCUACCUCCUGGGCUGCGAUGUCGCACGUGCUCAGGGACGUCCCGAUCUUCCUGGUCGUGGGCUUUGCUCCCGGGCGCUGUGGAAGGGAGAGGCUUUGCAAAGCAGCUGCUGACAUCGUGAAGCUGCAGCAAACGACCUACGUCCAGCUGGAAGAGCUGCAGCCUGCAGCUGUCGUGCAGAAAGCCUGCCACGACCUCGGAGUGGUCAGCGUGCCCCGGGACCUGGAGACGUUCCUGAUGCAGAGAAGCUACGGGAUCCCGUAUUACUGCGAGGAGCUGCUGAGCUACCUUCGUCGGCACGACCUGCUCCUCUUCCAGCAGCAGCGGAAGCAGGAGAAAGCCGAGGCCAAGUGGGAGAAUCUCUUCACUUCUGGGACGGAGGCUUCAGCAGCGGCCGCGUGCUGGCGCGCCGGGGCGGGGAAGGAGCGCAGGGUCUGCGCCGUGAGACCUGGCGUGGACCUGCAGAACACCGUGCUUCCCCCGACCCUGAAAGGGAUUGCGCUGGCUGAGCUGGACAGCAUGAAGCCCUCCGAGCGGAUGGUGUUGAAGUGCGCAGCCAUCAUCGGGCGGACGUUCACCCCCGAGCUGCUCUUCCACGUCCUUCCCAGGUGGACCAGGACAAAGAUGUACAAGACCUUGGAUGUCCUGGUGAAAGGCAACCUCCUGAAGUGGCUGAGUGCUGACGAGGUGGCAGAGGACGGCAGCGUUGCCACCAAGGGAUCCUCCAGCUCUCUGCAGGAAGCAAGCGAUGCCCCGAAGGGGUCCGCGGGCGAGAGCGAGACCGCGAGGCUGCGGCGCGGCGUCCUGGCCUUCUGCGCCCCGCUGCUGCGGGAGGCUGCCUACGAGCUGUGGCCCAAGGCGCAGAGGGUGGCCAUGCACGGCAAGUGCGCGGCCUUCCUGGAGAGGCGGGCGCACAAGUGCCGGUGCUGCGGCGGGGGGGACUUUGUGCCCUUCCACCGCUUGGCCGUCAGCAGCAGCAGCAGCAGCCAGGAGGGAGAGAGCUGCGACGGCACCGCCAGCGAGCGCUGCUCGCCCCGCCGGGAGGCCUCCUUGGCGGCAGAGGAGGAGCUGAAGAGGGCCGCGCUCCGCACCGCUCCAGAUGCCGCAAAAGGUGCGGAGGAAGAGGAGAGCUGCACGGAGGAGACCUCUGGGGAGGCAGAGCGGUUUCUGGCGCAGGCGGAACGGGUGCCUGCGGUGCCUGGCCGGAGCAGAGGGACGCCCGGGGCCGCGCGCUCCUGCGAGUGCAAGGCCGUCGUGGAGCUGGUGCUCGUGCCCCUGGCUCACCACCACACGGCAAUGGGCAACGAUGCCAGAGCCCUCUACUACCUGCUGGAGAGCGCGGCUGCCUGCUUGCACGUCUCCGACAACUACCUGGCCUUCACGAGCCUGCGCAAAGCAGAGGCCCUGAGGAGCUCGGCGGCUCAGAAAGCCCCGGUGCCGGCCUGCUUUGAAGAAGCCACCUUCCUGAGCCUGCAAGGGGAGGUGUGCUACAACGUGGGACGCGUGGAGCUGGCCAAGACGACCCUCAGGAAGGCGCUGAGCCUGCUGGGCCGGAAAUUCCCGGGCACCUCGGCUGGCGCCUUCUUUCAGCUCCUGCUGGAGCAGUCGGCGCACGCCUCUCACCAGAAGAGCAGAGGCUCCUGCCCUCCCGCAGAGGCGGGGACGGAGAGGCUGCCCUGGCUGUUCCAGCAGAGCCGCUGCCUUUCCUUGCUGCGGCAGCUCUUCAGCCUGGAGAACACUUCCAGCGGCCGGAGGCUCUCGCUCCUCGCAGCGCUCAUGAGGGUCAACGCGGCCGAGGAGUCCGAGGACGCGAGUCACAUCCUCGCGUCCUACCUGGAAUAUGUGCAGUGCUGCCAGGAGCUGGGCCGCCAGGAAGAGCGGAUGGAGAGCGGGCGGGCGCGCGGCCGUCCAGCUUAGCUCCGGCGUCGAGCCCUUUGGAGGAGGAGGGGCGUUAACCGCGGCAGAACUGGCCCAGGCCCUGUCCCGUCUGCACCUCAGCCUGGGAAAUCUGCCCCUCUCUGUCGACGUCGUGCACGGAGCUGGAGAAGCCCGACCUGGACCGGGAGCUUCCAGGCACGCUCUUCACGGCGCUCUUUCUCCAGAUGAGCCUGAAGUCUCGCACGUGAUUUUCAUGAGAAUCCUGCAGAAGGUGUACGGGAUCCGCCCAGAGCAUUUCUACAUGGUUUGCGUGCAAUGUCCUGGCUCGCGUGGGGCAGAUAAUAAAUGUUGGCCGUAGAGAUGAAAUGUUGAAGCGUUGCUCUCCUUUGCGUGUCGUGAGGUCAGGAGGACGCCGCCAGGAAGAUGCCUGUCAACAUUGACAUCGUGUAUCCCCAAAUAUUUGAAGGCUUUCUCCCUGUUUGUAACUUGUUUAUUCACAUCCUUUAUAGACUUCUCUGGUAUACGCGUGAACAAACAUACGUCUGUCGCCCGUUAGACUGCGC
Rhea pennata is the source of this 4424-nucleotide messenger RNA. Its product is annotated as adenylate cyclase type 10-like. Gene Ontology annotation, biological process: intracellular signal transduction; cyclic nucleotide biosynthetic process. Bases 1 to 3900 code for a protein of 1299 amino acids. Gene Ontology annotation, molecular function: adenylate cyclase activity. The transcript is spliced from 30 exons. The record is from RefSeq and is a predicted model, not a curated record. Gene Ontology annotation, cellular component: cytoplasm. Lineage: Eukaryota; Metazoa; Chordata; Aves; Rheiformes; Rheidae.